AUGAUUAUACUCUUAUUUAAGUGUCUCGUAUUCUACGUUCUCACCGUAAGACAACUUGUGUCACCAUCUACUUUCAGCGGACUAACCGCAAGGAUAGCAGAUCCCAAAAUUGUGGAAAACUUACAACUAUCGUUGGUCGAGCGUAAUGGUGUUAAAAAGCUAAAUGGAACUUAUGCCCAAAACGUUGUGUUUCAAUCUAUUGAUGCGCAGUUGACGAUUGACCUUGAACAUGCAAACAGUAAGAGAACACGCUUUUUGGACUUAAAAUUCGAUGUUUGCAAUUUUUUUGAUGGAAAAUAUGAUAACAAUCAGGUACUCCGCGUUUUUCUCAAGGGUUUAAGAAAGUCGAAAACAUUUCGGCAGAAGUGUCCUAUUCCAGCGCACCACCUGUUUUGGGUGGACAUGCUAGAUAUGGGUGCACUGUACACAGGCUAUUUACCAAAUGUGUCCUUUUUUGCGAACUUUAACAUGUAUAAUAAAGGACACUUAUAUAUUCAAGUCGUUGUUAACGGGUUCUCAAAAUUAAAAUAA
Bactrocera tryoni is the source of this 531-nucleotide messenger RNA. RefSeq lists its product as uncharacterized. The transcript has 3 exons. The coding region runs from base 1 to 531 and encodes 176 amino acids. The record is from RefSeq and is a predicted model, not a curated record. NCBI's taxonomy places the organism in Eukaryota, Metazoa, Arthropoda, Insecta, Diptera, Tephritidae.